Molecule: messenger RNA, 1947 nt
Organism: Anthonomus grandis grandis
Lineage: Eukaryota; Metazoa; Arthropoda; Insecta; Coleoptera; Curculionidae
Gene: Rga
Product: CCR4-NOT transcription complex subunit 2
Exons: 6
Coding region: 351-1568 (405 amino acids)
Biological process (GO): regulation of stem cell population maintenance; regulation of DNA-templated transcription; nuclear-transcribed mRNA poly(A) tail shortening
Cellular component (GO): CCR4-NOT core complex; P-body
Source: RefSeq, a predicted model, not a curated record
GACAGUGACAGUUGAGUAUUGGUAAUGGCGGAAAGCAGUUGGACAAUAACAUUUAUCCAAAGAAAAUUUGUUAUAAAAAUUCUUUAGCCUUCCGUUAAGACCCGAUUUACUGCAAAAUCCUUGAAAGAAAUCUGCCUUGCAUCAAACCCGAGGAUUUUUAGCGUACCGUAUCAUCUCCACGUUGCAUUUAUAGUCCCUUACAUUCUUCAAUUAGUAUGUUUGUAUUUUUUGUGAUACCUUAGCUGAUAGGGAUUCCAAAACGAGAAAAAGUGUGAAAAAAACCGAGAGAAAAACAACAUUGGGUGGCCAGUAGUUAUGGUGAAAAGUAGUUGGAAGCUUUACAGAUAGCCAUGGCAAAUUUGAACUUUACAAGAAACAUUGGAGGUAGUAGCCUCGGGAGGUCUAGUGUUAGUUUUGGGGGUAAUUCUAUGUCGGGGCAUGUUACCCCCGUAUUCGGACAACGACCGCCACCGGAAAGGAGAACCAUUCCUCCAAUGGGAAAUUCGAACCAAAUGGGUAACAUGAACACGACGUCGAUGAACAGUCUCGGCGGUUACAGUUCCUUCAAUUCGGUGUUUGGGUCGGGAGACGCGAACACCCCAUCUCUCCUGGACCUGAGCGAGUUUCCCUCUUUAACCAACAGGAAUUCCGGCGACGUGCCCCAGCCCAGUCCCAUGCCCGGUGCCAAACCUUACGUGGGGAUGGUAAAACAGGUGAGAUCCAGGCCGACGUCGGAAUCAAGCGAGUUCACGAUGUCGAACGAGGAUUUUCCCGCGUUGCCAGGCACGCAGAAUCGAGCGGAGGGGGCGUCGCCCACCUGCAGCCAAUCGGACGAGAAGAUGCAACAGCAGGACGGCAACGUCGCGGCGCAGACCAACAGCGACGGCGUCUCAACCGGAAACUCGAGUACGACGACAUCGCAAUUGGGCGGCGGUACGGCCACCACGGACAAAAAUUUAACGAAACAAAGCGGUGGCAUAAGAUCGACGCCCGAUGGCAGAGUGAGCAACAUCCCGGCGAACAUGGUGUCCGAUCAGUUCGGCGUGGUCGGUCUUUUAGCGUUCAUCAGGGCCGCCGAAUCCGAUCCGAAUCUGGUAUCGUUGGCUCUGGGCCAGGACCUGACCGCCCUCGGGCUGAAUCUCAACUCGCCGGAGAAUUUGUACGCGUCGUUCGGCGGACCGUGGGCGGACCAUCCGUGUCGUCCCCAGGACGUCGAUUUUCACGUGCCUCCCGAGUACCUUAUCAACCACGCCAUCAGGACUAAACUCGCCCCGAUGAAACUAAGUUUAUACAAGGAUGACGUACUGUUCUUCAUGUUUUAUACUAGUGUAGGCGAUGUACUUCAAAUUGCGGCUGCUGCCGAACUGUAUAGUCGAGAUUGGAGGUAUCACAUGGAGGAGAAAAUAUGGAUCACGCAAGUUCCCGGCAUGGUCCUCCUGGAAAAGACUAGCACGUACGAGAGAGGCACCUACUACUUCUUUGAUGUUCAAAGUUGGAGAAAGGUAGCAAAAGAGUUCCACCUGGAUUACAGUAAGCUCGAAGGUCGACCGAUGCUAAACCAAACGUGAGCCCCCGGCAGCGGAACUCCCUCUCCGAUCACCACUUCCCGGGGCCACUAUUCGACAUCCGCCGCGUAUAAAUAAAUGAAAAGUGUAUACAUUAUAAUAUAAAAAACAAACAAAAAAGCAUUGUUAAUUUUAAGGUUAAUAGAAUUUAUGGAUCCGAUUCGCCGCGUCGUCGUCGUAGUCGUGCGGGCGAGUCGGAUCCCUUCUGAUUGGAUAAGUAUUAACAUUCGAAAAAAUUUUGAACAAAAAAAAAACACUCAAAGGCAAAAAAGGCUAAAUACAAUUUUGAGGAUUAAACGUUGUAAAAAAUCUAUACAGUUUUCAUUUUAUUUGUAUAUUGAUUUGUACAAUAUUAAUAAAUACUUACUGAUUUAUUAUUUUA